UGAGAAGAAAAGGCAGGGAAUCCAGGGUAUCUGAAGUGUUCUUUUGCUUUCCUGGGGAGUCAGGCAGGGGUAUCAGCAGCUGCUGAUCUGUGGUUGUAGAUGCUUUCUGUCACAGGAGGCAGGUAGGAUGGACCGCAGUGACCACACCACCUCAUUUCCUCUGCCCUGUUAUCACACUGAAUCAUGUCACUGACUAGCCUUUGGGACGGAAGAUCUGACUGCAGACCCACAGCUGUGAAGGAGUAAAGUACGUUUUAUCUCAGGGACUCAUUUAGUCUCACUGUCACAUUGACCACAUUGGGGGGCGGGGAAGGCCACAAGGUAUCAUGUUGGUAUGAACACAGCAAAGGAACUUUUGUUUAAAGAAAAAAAUCAUCAGCGCUGCAAAGACUUUCCAUGAUUCCACACCCACCCUGAAAGCCCCCUGAGCACAGGAAGUGAGGGAAAUAAAAGGGCGCCUGAGGAGUCUGGUCCACACUCUUCUUGCAUAGCUCAGCAAGACCUCAGCCAUGAGACUUCUCCUCCUGACUUUCCUGGGAGUCUGCUGCCUCACCACCUACACUGUGGAAGGUGUGGGGACUGAAGUCCUAGAGGAGACUUUCUGUGUGAGCUUGACAACCCAGCCACUGCCAGUUCAAAGAAUCAAGACCUAUACCAUCAGGGAGGGCAUACUGAAAGCAGUAAUUUUUGUCACCAAACGAGGAGUGAAAAUCUGUGCUGAUCCACACGCCAAAUGGGUGAAAGCAGCGAUCAAAACUGUGGACAGAAGGAUCCGUACCAAAAAGAACAUGACUGAAGCUCCCACACGAGUCCAGAGGUCCACCAGCCCAGCCAUGGCUCUGUCUGGGUAGCAGUCUCCAGGACAGCGUCUCCUCCACAGCCCGAGAGCUCAUCUCAGCUCCCAGGCUCACGGACUAACUGUGCUAUAUUUACCUUUUAUGAAAAUGUUACACGAAUAAAGUUGUUUUUAUUUUUUUAAAUGACAUUUAUUUUUAAUGUUAUAAGUAAUAAAUAUUUAUU
Molecule: messenger RNA, 1020 nt
Organism: Peromyscus maniculatus bairdii (prairie deer mouse)
Lineage: Eukaryota; Metazoa; Chordata; Mammalia; Rodentia; Cricetidae
Gene: Xcl1
Product: X-C motif chemokine ligand 1
Biological process (GO): positive regulation of cell migration; chemokine-mediated signaling pathway; positive regulation of GTPase activity
Cellular component (GO): extracellular region
Molecular function (GO): CCR chemokine receptor binding; chemokine activity
Source: RefSeq, a predicted model, not a curated record